AACAGGUAGGCAAGAGGUUUGGAAUUAUAAGAAGACGAAUCGCAGAAACUGUUUUUCAGUGAGCAGUAGAUUUGGGAUGCCGAUGCAGAUGGAACUUCAUAAUAAGAGCCAUGAAUACAGAAUUCGGACAUCCAGGAACAGUGAAUCUUCUAAUCUAAUUCCAAACAAAAAGUCAAGUUUGGGUGGCAAUCCUAGUAUUUUAGAUGGAUCAGCCCAAAUCUCACAUCUCUGGAAUUUUGAAAGUGAUACGCUUUGGAAGAAAAACAACCAUGAGAAUAAAAUAAAGCUCUCUUCUUCCUCUCCAAGAGAUCGUGAGGCAAGCUAUAGUGUCUCCAAUACGUGCAAACCACAAGAGUUAAUCCCUGAAACAAGAUCAACGUUUUCAAGCACAGCAAUUCAUUCUAUGAAGAAGCUUAAACUCUGUCAGUUUUCGACAGUUGAUAGCACACGGAGAGAGCAGAGAAUACUCAAACGAUUACAGGCUGAAAAAAUUGUCUUGAGAUCAGAGCUAUAUAAGUUACUUGUGAAUCUAGAGAAAGACAAAGGUACUACAAUGGGCAGGAGAACUGUAGACAAAAUGUUGUAUAAGCUUGAAAACGAAGGGCACUGCAAAUGUAUACACCUAGAUUUAAAUGGGAUUAUGAAUACUAACUUUAACCGUAAAGUUAAGGUGGUCCUGCAUCCAUCUAUUCAGAGUUUAUCUUCUGAAGUAAUUGGUAUAAUUCGUAAUAAACUCAAGUCUUUUCACAAGCGAACUCAUGACCCAUUCAAGAACAAGAAUAAUAACUCAGUUCAUAUAUUUGAUUAUGCACAAAGAGCUCGAACUCAAUAUAGUUCAAAUUCCCUGACUCUUAGAAUGGAAGCCAUGCGGGCUAAUGGAUACAUACGUGGAAAAAUGGUUCGAGCAAGGCUGUUGCAUGGUUUUCUCUGGGACUAUGCAUGUAGUUUAUCUGCUGGGGAUGAUGUUUUAUCAUAUGGGAGACAAGAUCAUGAUCUACAUAAUCUUUGUGUCACAUUUGAUGUUGAAGGAGCUAUCAAGGGAAUUCCACUUGAGCUAUUCUUUCAAGUUGUCGGAUCUUCUGUUAUAGUUGAGAAGGGAGUAUAUUUACGUGAUCUUUCUAAUGAAGAGUAUAAUGAGCUAUAUGAUACUUCAGCUAUCAGGAGACUGUCUUUGCUUGUAUCUAUUUUACAGCGGCUGAAGGUAUAACUCCUUGCUUACGUUUAAAAAUAUAUUUAUUAUGUUAAUAUUUUGUUUCUAUAUUUUUCAUGUAUCAUAUUAUUGGACCUUGUUUGGUUUAGCUUU
This is a messenger RNA of Gossypium arboreum, 1303 nucleotides long. RefSeq lists its product as uncharacterized. The transcript is spliced from 2 exons. The coding region runs from base 77 to 1207 and encodes 376 amino acids. Gene Ontology annotation, molecular function: DNA binding. Gene Ontology annotation, biological process: transcription initiation at RNA polymerase III promoter; 5S class rRNA transcription by RNA polymerase III. NCBI's taxonomy places the organism in Eukaryota, Viridiplantae, Streptophyta, Magnoliopsida, Malvales, Malvaceae. Gene Ontology annotation, cellular component: transcription factor TFIIIC complex. The record is from RefSeq and is a predicted model, not a curated record.